Molecule: messenger RNA, 1452 nt
Organism: Dothidotthia symphoricarpi CBS 119687
Lineage: Eukaryota; Fungi; Ascomycota; Dothideomycetes; Pleosporales; Dothidotthiaceae
Exons: 1
Molecular function (GO): protein binding
Source: RefSeq, a predicted model, not a curated record
AUGGUCGCUCGCGCCGGCGUCAUGAAACGCCGCAUUUCGAAUGUCGCAGCGACAAGUGCCAACAACGUGCCCUCGUUGAGUUUGAUGGAAGAGUUGUUUGGAGAUGAUUUUCCCGAAGCGUUCGCGGGUAGUGUUGGCGGCUACGUGCACAAGAGUAGGAGAACAAUACUGGACCUACCGGCAGAAUUGCUGGCCGUUAUUUGUGAAGACUUGUCGAAACUGGACAUCAAAAGGCUGCGGCUUGUGAACAGAAGUCUGGCGAAGAGGGUGGAGCUACGUAUCGAUCGUGUCUACAUCUCGCCAAACCGGGCGAAUCUGGAGUCUUUGCAGAGGAUUCUCGGGCACAAGCGAUAUCGCAAUCGGGUGCAGGAGAUUAUUUGGGACGAUGCGCAGUUGGAGGAGUAUUCGUCGCUGGAAGACUUUUCUCAUGCGAUACAUAACGACGAGAAGCAAUUGGUCAACGAUAUCGAAACCCGUCUUGAGGAUGCUAUCAAUGGACAAAACGAUGACAGCUUCGACUACCAGGCUUUGGAGUACGGCGACUUGUUCCAAGAUGGUCGAUUGACUGAUGUCGCAAAAGGGCUGUUGCUGCGAUACGAUGAUCAAACAUCGAGAGAUUUGAUUGCUAGGUGUGCCGCGAUGAUGAGCGUCGAGGAAAGCUAUGCAAUUUACCAGGAUCUGUACAGGGAGGAGCAGGAGAUUAUGAAGCGAGGCGAUGAUGUUGCUGCUCUACAAUAUGCGUUGACGGGCUUUCCAAAUGUGAGGAGAAUAACUCUGACGAGCGAGAUCUGGAGACCCUGGAAUCUACUUCCUACCUACGACACGCCGCUUUUCCGCUCCCUACCCCCGGGUUUCCGCAAACCCUCUGUGUGGCCAUGGUUAGGCCCCAGACCCCAUCCUACUCCGGCACAAACCGCACAUCGCGACAAAGUAAUGGCACAACCUCUCGAUGGAUUACCGACUGAGUGGAGGGGUUACAGCAUCCUCGUAUCUGCCUUGAUCGCUUUGCCAAACCCCAAGAUCGAAGAGUUUAUCAUAGACGUAGGAAACGAACCCACAGGACUACCACACCAGCUCUUCGCUGCACCGAACGAAGACUACACGCUUACGCUUCGCAUGCUCCAACAUCUUCCACUGAAAAAACUCCAACUCGCCUUAAAUUCACACGGCGCUGCACACGUGGGGUACACUUAUCUCACUUCCGGCCUCCUCUUCUCCGCCCUCAAUACUCUGCCCAAUCUCGAGUCCCUCGAUUUAAACACAAACUCUCACGCACGCAUCAUCCGACUCGUAGAGUUUUGGACAGACCCCUCCAAGCUACUGCCAUUGUCCUUGAUGCAAAGACUAAGCCACUUCGCCUUGCGUAACACAGUGCUGUGCACGAAUCUGUGCUCGAGACUGUACCCAUUCUUGGCAAGCAUGACCAACGUCAGAUCCGUCGUACUUGAUAAU